Gryllus bimaculatus (two-spotted cricket) is the source of this 274-nucleotide messenger RNA. NCBI's taxonomy places the organism in Eukaryota, Metazoa, Arthropoda, Insecta, Orthoptera, Gryllidae. The record is from the annotation of a GenBank genome assembly.
UCAGGUCAGUGAUAUAAUAUUACUUUGUUCCAUUGUUGGCAGGUAGACUAUUGUGAUAUAAAUUGUUGUUGUGAUGAAGAUUGUUCGGCUAGUGACAGGCAAGCUUUCAGCCAUUGUUUCAAAAGACCAUCCAUUGCUGCAGAUCCCAGAUAUUGUUAUCAAACAAAUUUUGUGUACCGCAAUAACACUGAAUACAAAAUGGUUCAAAAUAAAGAGGGUAUGUUCUGUAUUCUUUGGGACAACUUGCCUUCAGAAACACGUUUUCUAAAAAGAA